Molecule: messenger RNA, 240 nt
Organism: Mitosporidium daphniae
Lineage: Eukaryota; Fungi; Microsporidia
Product: sulfhydryl oxidase
Exons: 1
Coding region: 1-240 (79 amino acids)
Cellular component (GO): mitochondrion
Molecular function (GO): flavin-dependent sulfhydryl oxidase activity; flavin adenine dinucleotide binding
Source: RefSeq, a predicted model, not a curated record
AUGGAAAAAUUUGGGGCUUGGCUUUGUGAAAUACAUAAUUUGGUCAAUGAAAAGCUUGGGAAGCCCCAAUAUGAUUGUGCCAAUUGGAUGGACCAGUGGCGCCCAGAGGAUUGCACUAGUUGUCACUUGAGUGAUACCAUAGCUCCGCUGAGUGAAGAUKUAUAUCUCACAGUGGCAAAAAAGCAAAAACUCGGUGAUAAGGUGGCUCCCUUGAUAGAAAAUAUGAAGCAUGCUGACUAG